Molecule: messenger RNA, 2517 nt
Organism: Closterium sp. NIES-65
Lineage: Eukaryota; Viridiplantae; Streptophyta; Zygnematophyceae; Desmidiales; Closteriaceae
Source: the annotation of a GenBank genome assembly
AUGGCCUUGUCGAGCCCCUAUCAAAACGGCGCGGCAGCUCGUGUCGUGCAUGGGGUGCGCCGGAUUCUGUCGAAAUGGGACGACUUCAUCCUACAGCCUCAAAAGGGCGAACUCGUGCAUCUAGGGAGAACGAACCCUGGCCCGGGUGUGCUUCCGUUGUUCAUGGUCAAGCUGUUUUCGAGAAAGAUCGACCAGGUGGCGGAGGGAGCAGGUGUGGGAGGGGGUGCCGACCACGAGGGAGGAGGCGAGAAGACGGGACGCGUCGUGAUUGAGUACAGCGGCGAGGAGGAGGAGGAGAUCAAGGAGGAUACAUCAAGGCAGGCUCAGCACGGGGCGAGCGGCCCGGGCGGCGAUGCGAACCAGGACGAGGACUCGAGCUCGAGAUCGAGCUCCGGCUCGAGCUCGAGCGAUGAGUCGGUUGAGGACGACAGCGAGGGCGCCGGACAUAGAACGGACCGUACGGGGGAGCACGGAGUGGCGCUCGGGGAGCGGGUGGACGAGCGAGUAGAGCUUAUCGAGCAGCAGGCGACAGGGGAAACUAAGGCUGUCGAGGAGCAGGAGGGCGGAGCGGCUGCGCAGGAGGGUGGGGUCGGAGGGCAGCAGCAGGUGGUGGGCGAGGCGGCUGCGCAGGAGGGCGGGUGCGCCGAGGCUGUGAAGGGUGUCACGGCGGAGAGGAACCUGUUGGAAGGGGUGCGGGCAAAGAUCGAUGAGAUGAGCGAGAAGAUCAUCGAGGGGGUGGCAGCCGCCAUCACAAAAGCGAGCGAGGACGCCGUCGAGAAGCAGCUCAAGCAGGUCGAGGAGCGGCUGGUUGCUGCGGUGCUGAAGGGUUUCGAGAAAGCCAUCAUGGAGGACAUGUUCUGCUCCACCCUCCCACCCGAGACCAUGAAGGAGCUGAAGGACAUUGUGAGGGAAGGCUACCAUGAAGCCAAAGCAGGGAGGUUGGAAGUCCUCACCGAAGUGAUGGCGAGAGGUUUUCAGCGCUCGGCGGGCCCGUCGACGAGGUCGCGUCAAGAGGGUGUGGGAGGGGUUCGAAGCGGGGCUGAGCCUCGAGGUCACGAGCGGUCGGUUCCUCCGUCUUCUUCGGUGGGAGGACAUGUCGGCAGCCCGGUUGGAUCCCCACCGGCGCGUGGCCGUCAUCCCGUCACCAAGCCCGUCGAGGAAGUCAUCGUACUCGACCAGUCGGCCCUCCCGAAGACCUCCGUAGCGCCUCCGAUCGAUCCACCUGAUGCGUUUGCUUUGAUGCGGGACAUGCUGCAAGGCCUGGGGAAAACGGGUGGGAAAGGAGUGGUCGCGGGGCAGAAAAGUGGUGCCCCGAACGAGCACGUCGCCUCGACCGGGAACAUAGCCCUAGGAAUGCGAGGUGCCUCUACCCCGUCAGGCGGCGGUGCGGGGAAAGGAGCGGGAGAAGGAAGCGCUGGGUUGCUGUCGAAGACUAAAGCGGCAUCAGCUGCGCACGGCGGUGGUGCUGGCCUUGCUGUCGGGCUUGUGGGAAAUUGGGCGUCUCCCUCAACCCCUCCAGUUGCUCCUGUCGCCGCUGCUUCGUCCCUAGGCAACGUUUGCCUUAGCGAUCCGGGCUCCCCUUCAACGUCGAAGAAGAAGCCAGCUGCGACGAAGUCGUCGAAGCGCGCUGCACACGCGACAAAGAGCCUUGACGUGGUGGAGCUGGUGAGCGUCCCUGGUCAGGCGCCUGUCGAGAAGACCUCUAUUGUCGUUGCUGCUCGACAGGAAAAGGCGAAGAAGGCCAGGGUCACGGGUCACACCCCACCUCCUCGACCAGACGACCAAGGCAAGACGAGAGGCUGCAAACGUCCCUUCAAAGGACCGGGUUUCAGGUUGCGGAAGGGGAAGCCGGUUUCCGAGCAGACCGUCGGCGGGAGGAAGCGGUUCCUUGGCACUUUUGAAACAGAGAAGGACCAGAAGUUCUGUACGGCCGUCUGCUGGCGCGUGUACUUCCCCGACGUUGUCCUUACGGAGUACGAAGGGUACACGGCGCAGGAUGAGGAGGACUGGAAGGUCUACCUCGAUGCGGCCGCAGAAAUGCCAACCGGCGUCCCGAAGGGCAUGGCGGCGACACCGCACAUGAUGGCCAUGGCAGCAACUGUGGCGAGCUUGUGGGCGGCCUGCAGGAAGUUGUCGAGGGAGGAUAUUAAGAAGGAUGCCCUAGCUGCCGCAAACGCGGCGAUCUACGCCCCGGAGACUGCAAAGAAGGCUUGUGUGGCUGCCAUGUCCGCACUCGUGUCCAUACUUUUGCACGGCGGCAAGACGUUCCCGGCGAAGCAGUGGCCCGAUCACGUGUAUUCGUCGGCUGUCGAAGGUCUCGGCUCGACGGACGCCAUACUGCUGCAGAUGCUGCGUGUGGCAGCACAGGUCUGUACGCAAUGGUGCUGCUGUCGAGCUGCUGCCCGCUUGCUGGAGGACGCGGGCUAUGGCAGCCUGGCUAUGCCAGAAGAAAAGAGCAAGGCGAAGCAGGGCGACGAGGAUGCAGCUGAGACGGAAACGGGCGGGCAAGGGGAGUAG